AAAGGCUAGUAUGAAAAAAGUUAAGAAUAUGCUAAUCUACCUAUGUAUGUAUUUGUACACAUACGCAGAUACGUGCUGCGUGCAUAUAUAAAUAGAGAUGGUAAAGAUUGCCUGUCUCCUAUUGGUGAAGGGGACAGAGAAGAAGAAUUACCAUGUCCACGGCUCCGGUGAAGCCACUAACUCCGGUUCGCUUACAUCCUAUUCGCCAGAACCUCACUAGUACGACGACUUUGAAAUCUCAGGCAAUGCUCACCGCCGUUCCGAGCAAGCAUAUUAUCGGGUGUUCUACUUAUAAUAGAUGCUUUGAAUUUAAAUCUUGGAGCCAAAUGAGAAAUCCAGCGUUUUUAAGCCACCGUCGGCGAGUUAGCACGGUGGUGGCUUCGGCGGGAAACAUGACUGCACCGUCGUCUUGGGAGUCUUGGAUGCCAGAUAAGAAGGCGGCGGCAACAACUCUAUUGCUGAGUGAUGUCAUUUGGCCCGCAGCUGGAGCGUUUGCGGCGAUGGCAAUAUUGGGAAGAAUGGAUCAAAUGUUAUCUCCAAAAGGGAUCACAAUGUCAGUUGCACCACUUGGUGCGGUCUGCGCCAUUCUUUUCACCACUCCAUCUGCUCCUGCUGCUCGGAAAUACAAUAUGUUUUUAGCUCAAAUAGCCUGUGCUGCGAUUGGAGUGGUAGCGUUCUCCGUAUUCGGUCCAGGUUGGCUCGCCCGGAGUGUUGCCCUCGCCGCUUCUAUCGCUUUUAUGGUCAUUGCUCGUGCCAAUCACCCUCCUGCGGCGAGCCUACCACUAAUGUUCAUAGAUGGAGCAAAGUUUCAUGACUUGAAUUUAUGGUACGCAUUGUUCCCAGGGGCAGCCGCAUGUGUCAUUCUAUGCCUGCUCCAAUCGAUCAUAUGCUACUUGAAGGAAAACAUAAAAUUUUGAUGAAUCCUCAAGCGACACAUAUGGUCGAAUGAUAUAUAUAAAUAAAUGUACAAAUACACAUAUUGAUGGAACCAUUGUGAAUGUAUUUGAUUCAUCUAUGUAUACCCUUGUACGUAUCAAUACGUUCAUUCAGAAUAUGAAGUUCACUUUCUUUCUUUUUA
This is a messenger RNA of Brassica napus (rape), 1078 nucleotides long. RefSeq lists its product as uncharacterized. The transcript is spliced from 6 exons. The record is from RefSeq and is a predicted model, not a curated record. Bases 153 to 917 code for a protein of 254 amino acids. Lineage: Eukaryota; Viridiplantae; Streptophyta; Magnoliopsida; Brassicales; Brassicaceae.